GCCUUGUCUUCCCGUAUGAAAACACUUCCCCAAGUAGUCUUGGCCACAAGGAACACAAACAGCUUUGUCCCUGGGCCCCAUUUCAGGCUCCAGCACCCACCAGAUUGCAGAACGGCGGCCGGUCCUGAGAACCACGGGAGGCACGCAUGCCCCUUGCGAUGGCCGCCGCGACCCACCCGGCCUACUCACCUCCUCGCUCCCGGCUGCCGAUGCUGUUCCUCGUGCUCUUGGGAGCCUCAGAGCAGAGCGAGGGGAGUGAGCGGCAGGUGUUGCAGCCGGAGGGCCCCCUGCUGGUGGCGGAAGGGGACACGCUGCUGCUGCGGUGCACCGCGGAAGGGUCCUGCACUGAUGACGCGAUUAAAUGGGUCAAGGUGAGCAAUCAGGACCAGCAGGAGAUUUAUAACUUCAAACGCGGCUUCUUCCCUGGGGUGACGCCAGUGAUGGAGCGGACACUGGAGCCACUUACCUGUGACUAUUCCAUCUAUAUCCGCAAUGUCACCAGCACGCAUGCUGGAACCUACCACUGUGUGGCGUUUGAUGACUUGAGUGAGAACUCAGAAAAGAAGCUGGAGGAGGGCACCUUGGUGUUGGUGAUGGGAGCCAGGGCCCCAGAAUCAAACCUCUGGAUCCUGCAGCCCCAGGAGGUGGUGUUGGCAACCCUCGGAGACUCUGUACUCCUGAACUGCACAGUACUUGGACAUGGUCCCCCAGGACCCAUCAGGUGGUUUCGGGGGACUGGUCUGAGCCGCGAGGCCAUUUACAACUUUGAAGGCAUAUCCCAACCCAAUGUGACAGCAGUCCGGGCCUCCAACAGCGAUUUCAGCAUCCUCCUGCAAGGCGUGUCCACCGAGUACUCAGGCACCUACUACUGUGUGAAGUUUCACAGGAAAUUCAACGUACAAUUCCAGUCUGGACAGGGCACCAGGCUGAAGGUAAAAGCAAAGCCCACCAUCUCUCCCCAAGAGACAAAAUUCACCACGGAACAUGUAGGCGGGAGAUUUUCUUCAGGCCUCCUGUCUGUGUUUGCACUUGUGGUCCUGGGGCUGAAGGCAAUGACCUUGGCUGUACUUCUGCUGGCCUGGGCUGUCUGUCGACGGAAGCAAGAAGACACCAGGACCCCAGACCCAGCAGACCUGUAACCACCUGAGCAUGGGGCAUGGAGCACAGGGCAUGGAGCAUGGGGGAGGGGUCAGCCUCAAAGAGGGUCCUCUGAGUUGGAGAGAGGUCAGGGCUCCCCAACCACUUCACCGCCUCCAACCCCAGCCUCCAGAUGCUCCCCAGGCCUCAUGCCAAACUCCAGGAUCCCAACACCUGGCUUCCGUUCCCCUGGUGAAGUCCCCACUUGACACUGACUGGGCUCCCUUCUGAUGUGCUGUCCUUUCCCUGGACAGCCUGCUCAAGGCCUCCUUGUCAUUUGAGGCUUUGCCGGCUCGCUUCCCAAGGCCCUUGCUCCUACUGUAGUGCCUGCCCCCUUCCAUCCCCUCUCAUCCUUCAAGAUCCAACUCAGAUCCAACUUCCUUUCCAGAAGGUUUUCCCAAGCACCUCUAAGCUAGCAGAGCCAGCCUGCCCAGGUCUGUCCAUUUACACCUUUCUCUCCUCAUUUCCUGUCUUCUUUCUUUCUUUCUCUUUCUUUCUUUCCUUCCUUUCUUCUUUUCUUUCUUUCCU
Molecule: messenger RNA, 1665 nt
Organism: Suricata suricatta (meerkat)
Lineage: Eukaryota; Metazoa; Chordata; Mammalia; Carnivora; Herpestidae
Gene: SIRPB2
Product: signal regulatory protein beta 2
Exons: 5
Coding region: 147-1139 (330 amino acids)
Cellular component (GO): plasma membrane
Source: RefSeq, a predicted model, not a curated record